Molecule: messenger RNA, 1761 nt
Organism: Trichogramma pretiosum
Lineage: Eukaryota; Metazoa; Arthropoda; Insecta; Hymenoptera; Trichogrammatidae
Exons: 5
Coding region: 596-1684 (362 amino acids)
Biological process (GO): nucleolar large rRNA transcription by RNA polymerase I; transcription elongation by RNA polymerase I; RNA polymerase I preinitiation complex assembly
Cellular component (GO): RNA polymerase I complex
Molecular function (GO): DNA binding
Source: RefSeq, a predicted model, not a curated record
UAAAUUCCAACAAGCAUUAAUGGUUCGAAAAUAUUUUUAAAAAUACUCCAAAUUGAAUAUGACUCGAAUAAAGUUGGUAAGACACCAUUAUUCAAGGAUUUCGUAUGAACUUUUUAUUACACUUUAGUAUGAUUAUUUUACCUCCGUAAAACGCUUCUCAUAAUUUUUUGUACAAUAAUGUGAAAAAAAUUACUACUGAAAAUAUCGAAUAAUAGUUUUCAUGGUGUCCAUCAACCAUAUUUCAUACUCACCAAAAAGUUAUUGAUCAAAAAAACUCCGUGGAAACUCCAACAAAAAAGAACAAAAAUAUUUAAAUGUCUCGCUGCGGCGCGCAGCAGACGAGUUAAGGCGUCUUUCUGACAACACUGUGCCGCGUGGUGUUCCGUAGAUCAUAACCUACUUAUGUCAAUUUAGUACAGAGAAGUAGAAACUUAUUACUGUGUAAGAUAUCAAAGCCAAUUUCAUUAAAAUAUUUGUGACUUUUUUUAUGUGAAUUUCAUUCAAAAAUUAGUAUCGAUGAUAACAAGUUUGUGCAUUAUCAACCGAAACUUACACUCAUAAUUUCAAGACAAAUAUAUUUUUAAAAAUAAAAAAAAUGAAGGAGUCGAUACAAGCUAUUAUAGACAGUGUUAUUAUCGAACCAAAUAAAAUUCGACCCAUUAUUGUUCAUUUUCAAAAUGGUCAACUUAAAGAUGAAGCAGCAAAGAAAAUGAAAUGUCAAUUGUACAAUGAUGAGGAUAAACAGAAAGUAGUUUUGGCAAUAUCUAAUGGUCGAAUGUGUUAUAGAGGUUAUAGACCAAACCUUGAAAAAGAACCAGAUUAUACAAUGUUGGCAAUUCAUAAUAAAAAAACUGGAAAAGUUAGAUUAGUUCAAUCAGAACUCUGGGAUGUAGCUCCUGUGUUAGUCUCACAUACUGAAUAUAAUGAUGAUAAAAAUUUAAAUAAACAUGCUGAGUUCAAUAAAUUGUUUGGAUCUAAAAAAGCAAAAAGACGAACAGAACAGUAUGAAAAGAUGAAAUUCAAUAUUGAAGAUAUCAAAGAACAAUGGGAAAAAACUGUUCGAGAUAUUCCAAUUGCCAAAGAGGAUUUAAAAGAGAGAGCAAAAGAUGAUUUGAUUGUUGGAAUCAUUUUGCCACCUUGUAAUAAAGAAGCCAAGCAUGCGUCUGAAAUUUAUAAUAUUUAUGAUAUUGUUCCGAAGAAAAUUUUAAAAACUUUAUAUGUUGCAUCAGUUGAAAUUUCUGAAAGUGAUAUUGUAGACAAGCCAACAUUUUUUAUGAAAACUGUUGAAUAUGUUAAAACAGAUCCUAAAUCUGCAUCUAAAAUCGCAAUGUUGCUGUAUAUUGAAGCGAUAGCUAAUUGGUUAAAUAAACCUUUAAAAUCAGCAAAAUCUAAGAAUUUCAAUAUAUGUGAACAUUCCACCGAUGUAAGCUCUCAUGUUUUACAAAAUUACAGUAUGAAUAACGGACGAUCCAAGCCUUGUACUUUUAAAUAUAAAGGGUUGCUACAUUGUAUAAUACUAGGACUAAUAAUAUGGGAUUACAAAUUAGACAUGGAACAGUUUAAUACAAUGUUUACUAGAACAGCUACUAAAAAACUAAUUGAACUUGCUAGAUAUAUUCAUGCUGUACCCAUCGAAGAUGAUAAAAAGAGCGUGGUUCUUCAAAUAUCAAAAGAAAAGAAAUGAAUAUUAAUUUUCUUCAACCCAUGCUCGAAAGUACGUACUUUUCUCCUACAAAUGGUCCACCCGUUCCUGCACGGAGC